Chelmon rostratus (copperband butterflyfish) is the source of this 2966-nucleotide messenger RNA. RefSeq names its product sphingosine-1-phosphate receptor 5b (gene s1pr5b). Bases 362 to 1591 code for a protein of 409 amino acids. Gene Ontology annotation, molecular function: sphingosine-1-phosphate receptor activity. The transcript has 2 exons. Gene Ontology annotation, biological process: G protein-coupled receptor signaling pathway. The record is from RefSeq and is a predicted model, not a curated record. Gene Ontology annotation, cellular component: membrane. NCBI's taxonomy places the organism in Eukaryota, Metazoa, Chordata, Actinopteri, Chaetodontiformes, Chaetodontidae.
CCUUGUCAGUUUGUCUGUGAGUCACUUGCUGCUCUUGUUUGGAUUCUCCUCACUGAAACGCUGAUGAAGUGCAGGAUAAGAGCAACGCCGCAACAAUUCCGAGUGUCUGGACCCUGCAGGGCAAACAGAGCUCAAGAGCACCGUCUUCUGGCCAAACAGAAAACGUCUUGGGAUUCUGGUGGAUUACACUGUAUCAGCUUCAUGUAAUCCCUCCAUUUUUUUAAGGAGCUCAGACAUUUCUUUGUGUAUCUUUUUUGUACUUGGACAAAUUCUUCACAGCUCCUUCUGCCAAAAGCAUGUCAAGGAAAAUGACUUCAUAGCCACUGACUGCAGGUAGAAUAGAAGAAAAGGAACAUAAAGCAUGGAGGCUUCAAGUUCUGCUCAUGCAGGGACUCUCCGCUCUACACCCAUAUUCCCCACCUCUCCCACUCCGUCCUAUCAUGGCUACCUGCAGUUCUUCUGGGAGUACCAGGAUAAUUCUGUCCUUGUGGAGCAUUACAACUACACUGGCAAGCUGCAGAAAGACCGCUACCGUGAAGGGCUCAAACCUGAGGGUAUUGCAUUCCUGGUGGUCUGUCUCCUGAUCGUCCUGGAGAACGCUGUGGUUCUCAUCGCCAUUUGGAGGAACAAGAAGUUCCACCUUCCUAUGUAUUACCUACUGGGAAACCUGACUCUGUCUGAUCUGCUGGCUGGGAUUACAUAUAUGGCCAACAUCAUCAUGUCUGGACCUAACACUUUGAAACUGACACCGUUGCUAUGGUUCCUCAGGGAAGGAGGGGUCUUCAUCACUCUGGCUGCCUCUGUAAUUAGUCUGCUGGCCAUUGCAAUUGAACGUCAUGUUACCAUGGUGACUAUGAGGCCGUACCAUGGGGCGAAGCGGGGACGGAUGUUGGCACUGAUUGGUGCAAGUUGGGCCCUUGCAGGGUUUUUGGGGGUCCUACCAAUUUUGGGAUGGAACUGCAUCCACAGACUGGACCAGUGUUCAAUAGUCCUCCCACUUUACGCCAAGAGCUACAUCCUCUUCUGUGUAUCUGUGUUCAGCGCAGUGCUCCUGGCCAUUGUGGUCCUUUACGCCAGAGUUUUUCGCAUUGUCCGAACCAACACGCAGCGCCAGCGGCUGGGCCUGUCGGGCAGCAUGAGGAAGGGCUUAGCGAGGAAGUCACAGAAGUACAUCGCCCUCCUCAAGACAGUCACCAUUGUGCUAGGCGUCUUCAUCGCAUGUUGGCUGCCCCUCUUCCUCCUCCUCCUCCUGGAUUUUUUUUGCCCCACCCGCAGUUGUGGCCUGCUCUACAAGGCUGAUUACUUUCUGGGAGUAGCCAUGGUCAACUCGCUCCUUAACCCCAUCAUCUACACUCUGACAAGUAAGGACAUGAGGAGAGCUAUUCUGAGGCUGCUCUGUCGGCCAUGUCUGAUGACCAGAGAUGGCCAGGUGAAGAAGAUCGGGAUGCCAUUCCUGGAGUGCAGUUUCAGUAAAACUGAGGUGGCAUCCCAGAAGCUAGAGGGGGGAGCGGAGACGACCAUUUCCUCUGGAAACGUUAUCACCACCCCAUCUCCUAUUAAGGCCCUUUACCCCAAACUCUUCAAGUCAUAAGGACUAAUACUGAAUGGGUUUCCCACUGAACAGAGGACAUGUAGCACAUCUUCUAUAGACAGGGAGCAGUUGUCGUAUUGUUACAUUUGGAGCAUAGCCAGAAACAAGGUGAACGAAAUAGUAUGGAGGCACAAGAGACUCAAAUUUAGAUGGUUUCACCUUGACAAAGACGACGUGGUUAUAGCAAUGUAACCACAUGAUGAUGGCUACAAAACAAAACGCCACAAGGACGCCGCUCAAAUGUGAACGUACAUGCUGGUGAUGAGUCUCACCAACUAAUUUGCACUGACAUAUCACAAUGAAUGAAAGGGGCAGCCUUGGAUUCCAUUUUCCCGUGGUUCUGUAGUUUGUGUGGAAGUCUGGAAGGAGACUCCUGUAAACUCAAAAACUCUUGUGACUGAAAAAAUGCAACAUUCUAACCCAGACUUGUCAUGUUAAUUGUGUUUGGAUUUUCCCUUUUUGCAGUUUGUUACUGAAGUGCCUUAAACACCUUUAAAUUGUACAGUGUGCAUCUGCAGACACCUGGAUUUCGCUGGUUCGAGAGCCCCAUGGUGUGCUAGAUUUGUCCAGAUAAAACAGUGUAGAGCACUUCUGCGUGUACGUGCGUACGUGGUGCAGGGAGAGUUAAAGGGAGACAGAGAGAUACCAGGAAAGAGAGAGGUGGCACUCGCUCUUGACUGCUCCUACAAACACAGCUCAGUGAAGAAUGCCGGGGAGUAGAUGUGGGCUGGAGGCGCAGCAUUAAAAUCCCCCAUUGUUUUGAAGCGACAGAUGGUUAACCUAUCUGAUGCUGAGUGGAAAGAUUUGGGGUUUUGUGUUUUUUUUAAAUGUCAGUCUGGCAGAUGCCAGAUGCAGGAGAACUGCUACAGGAAAAAAAACAACAAUGAAAUGUCAUCGUAUAAUGUGAUUCAACAACAGAUGCAACCAGAAACAUCUUUCUUUCCAUCAUGACUUCUAAGCAUAAGCCCAAUAAGUUAUUACUUCAAAGAUUUACAACUUGCAAAUAAAGUUGUAGAUGUAAUUAAUCAUCAUCCAGCUGCAUCCGGAUUUUUAAGGACAAGAAUGUGCCUGCACUUGUAAGCUAAAUCAUGCAGAAAAAGUGCAAUUACGUCCCUUCACUAUCCAUCAUGUUAACAGAAUAUUUCUGGUUAUAGUAUAAGGUACUGAAUUUUUCUGAUUAUACAAUGAUUUUGUACAUAUGUUUUUUUUAGUGCAGUCUUUUGGACCUUUUGAUGAACAAGGCAAUGUGCUUUUUUGUACUGUAAUUUGUGUAGUGAACUUUUUGUAUUCAUAUCAUCUGUAUUGUAAAUUAUAUCUAUUUUAUAUCAAGAAACGGCUUACCUUUCUUUUCAUAAAAGAAAUAAAAUGAUUGCUU